Messenger RNA from Xenopus tropicalis (tropical clawed frog), 1744 nucleotides. Lineage: Eukaryota; Metazoa; Chordata; Amphibia; Anura; Pipidae. The record is from RefSeq and is a predicted model, not a curated record.
GGGGGUGGAGUGUGUGCCCCGCCCCCAUCCUGCUCAUCCAAUCUGCUGGGAGCUGGAGGCGGCUGAGGGCCAGUGACAUGUCUCAGAGUUGGCCGUCUGUUAGUCGGGCCGAAAUGGUGACGCCACAAGUGAUUGUCGUGGGUUCCUGUAUGACCGACCUUGUCAGUGUGACGCCCCGGUUGCCCAAAGCCGGUGAGACCAUCCAUGGCAGCAAGUUUUUUAUUGGCUUUGGGGGCAAAGGGGCAAACCAGUGUAUCCAGGCAGCCCGACUGGGUGUGAAGACCUCAAUGGUUUGCAAGGUUGGAAAGGAUUCGUUUGGGAACGAUUAUAUCGCAAAUUUCACCAAGAACCAUGUUUCUACAGAUUUUGUGGGCCAGACGGCAGAGGCCGCCACUGGAGCAGCUUCUAUCAUUGUGAAUGCGGAAGGACAAAAUGCUAUAGUGAUAGUGGCUGGGGCCAAUUUGCUGCUGGACUCUGAGGACCUAAAGCGAGCCUCCACGGCUAUCAGCAGGGCCAACGUAUUGGUGUGCCAGUUGGAGAUAAGGCCUGAGAUCUCGUUAGAGGCCCUGAAAAUGGCCCGUUCCAGUGGAGUUAAGACGAUAUUCAACCCAGCUCCGGCCGUGGCACAACUAGACCCCGAGUUUUUCACCCAUUCGGAUAUCUUCUGCUGCAACGAGAGCGAGGCGGAAAUUCUGACUGCUGCUCCCGUAAACAGUCCGCAGGAAGCCGGUACCGCGGGGGCACUUCUGCUGGAGAAGGGGUGCAAGGUGGUCAUUAUUACCCUCGGGGGAGAGGGCUGCGUUAUCCUGUCACAAGAGGAUCCCACCCCAAAGCACAUAUCUACAAACAAAGUGAAAGCAGUGGACAGUACGGGAGCGGGGGACAGUUUUGUGGGGGCUCUGGCCUAUUACAUGGCGCUUUACCCCCACCUCUGCAUGGAAGAUAUGGUGAAACGGUCCAACUACAUCGCGUCGGUGAGCGUCCAAACGGCGGGGACCCAGACCUCCUACCCACACAGGGCUGAGCUCCCCCAGGGCAUGUUCUAACCACAUUCACAGCAGCCACAAAGCAAGGAUUCCUCACCUCCCAGGAAUGCAUUUAUGGAGGAGAUAAAGGGGUUGUUCACCUUAAAAUUAACUCUUAGUAUGCUGUAGAGCUAGAUAUGUUGAGACAAUUUGCAACUGGUCUUUUUAUUUGGUUUUUGAAUUAUUUAGCUUUUUGUGCAGCAGCUCUCUUGUUGCUAGGGUUCAAAUUACCAUAGCAACCAGGCAGUGGUUUGAAUGAGAAACUGAAAAAUCAAAUAGGAAUUGAAUAGAAAGAUAAGUAAUAAAAGUAGCAAUAGCAUUAAAAUUGUAGCCUCACAGAGCAAUAGUUUUUGGCUGCCGGGGUCGGUGACCCCCUUGUUAAAGCUGGAAAGAGUCAGAAGAAAAAGGCAAAUAAAAAAAGACCAAUUGAAAAGUAGCUACGAAUCAUCCAUUCUAUAACAUUUAACUUAAAGGUGAACUAAAGAACAUCUGGAGAACCUGCGGUUACCUUCACUUUGUUCAGGUAAUCAAGCCCUAAAUGUCCAAUGUAUGUCGGGCUGGAGGGGGUUCUAUUAAUUCCCGCGGCAUAGAGGGCUGGGAGUUAUAGUUCAUGGUUACUGGGGGGAGGGUUUAGUGGUUGCAACACUAAUACCUGAGGGGCCACUGGUAUUUCUGUGUAUCGCUAUCAUUUGCCAAAUAAAGAAGAUAUUCACUUUUAA